This is a messenger RNA of Hordeum vulgare subsp. vulgare (domesticated barley), 1693 nucleotides long. Its product is annotated as glyceraldehyde-3-phosphate dehydrogenase GAPCP2, chloroplastic-like. The record is from RefSeq and is a predicted model, not a curated record. Lineage: Eukaryota; Viridiplantae; Streptophyta; Magnoliopsida; Poales; Poaceae. The transcript has 14 exons. Gene Ontology annotation, biological process: glucose metabolic process. The coding region runs from base 129 to 1352 and encodes 407 amino acids. Gene Ontology annotation, molecular function: oxidoreductase activity, acting on the aldehyde or oxo group of donors, NAD or NADP as acceptor; NAD binding; NADP binding.
CGAGACCCGAAGAAGAGGCGAGGGAGAUCGCCCGCUCGCUGCACAACGCCCACGCCGCCGUCUCCCCUCUCCCUCUCCGCCUCCCUCCGUCCAACCGCACCUCGCACCCCCGCCGCCGGCGGCACCUCAUGGCGUCGCUCUCCCUCUCCCUCCGCGCCUCCGCAUCCGCCUCCUCGGCCGGAUCCCGCGCAGCCGCCGCAAUCAAGGCAUCGUGCGUGAGGAGCAAGGUUACCUGCAGCUUCCCUUCCGUCGGAGCCACCUCCUCACCUGCUAGAAGCAUUGAACCCGUAAGAGCAACCGCCACACAGGCGCCCCCUGCCACCCCUUCAUCUUCUAGCGGGGAGAAGACAAAGGUCGGCAUCAAUGGUUUUGGGAGGAUUGGGAGGUUAGUUCUGCGUAUUGCAAUCGAUAGAGAUGAUAUUGAAGUUGUGGCCGUCAAUGAUCCGUUUAUCGAUGCUAAAUACAUGGCCUAUAUGUUUAAGUACGAUUCCACACACGGUCCUUUUAAAGGAACCAUAACAGUUCUGGAUGAGUCGACCUUGGAGAUUAAUGGGAAGAAAGUCUCAGUUACAAGCAAAAGGGACCCCUCAGAUAUUCCUUGGGGCAACUUUGGAGCUGAAUACGUUGUUGAAUCAUCUGGUGUUUUUACAACAGUUGAGAAAGCUUCAGCACAUUUGAAGGGGGGUGCAAAGAAAGUGGUCAUAUCUGCUCCAUCAGCCGAUGCUCCCAUGUUUGUGGUUGGUGUAAAUGAGAAGAAUUACGACCCUAGCAUGGAUGUCGUCUCUAAUGCAAGUUGCACCACCAACUGUCUUGCUCCUGUUGCCAAGGUUGUCCACGAGGAGUUUGGCAUUCUUGAAGGCCUAAUGACAACUGUCCAUGCCACAACAGCCACACAAAAGACUGUUGAUGGUCCUUCGAUGAAGGACUGGAGGGGAGGACGCGGGGCUGGUCAAAACAUCAUCCCUAGCUCUACGGGUGCAGCAAAGGCUGUUGGAAAGGUCCUUCCAGCUUUAAAUGGAAAGCUCACUGGCAUGGCCUUCCGGGUUCCUACACCUAACGUAUCCGUUGUUGAUCUGACCUGCCGGCUUGAGAAAAACGCAUCGUAUGAAGAUGUGAAAGCAGCUAUCAAGGAAGCAUCAGAAGGUCCGCUUAAGGGUAUUUUAGGCUACACAGACGAGGAUGUUGUUUCAAACGAUUUUGUUGGUGACACAAGGUCAAGCAUCUUUGAUGCCAAUGCUGGUAUGGGUCUAAGUUCAUCUUUCAUGAAGCUCGUCUCCUGGUAUGACAACGAGUGGGGCUACAGCAACCGUGUCCUGGAUCUGAUCGGGCACAUGGCUCUUGUCAACGCUUGAUGAUGAUGCCUCGAUUACUAUUUAGUGCAGAAGGUCUCCUCGCGUAGUGUAGGAAAAUUAAGGCUGCAAUUUUGAUGGCCAUUCUCGUAUCCUGGAAUAAUAUUUCUGUGCGAUGAAAACAAUCAAAUCAAUCGGCGUCGACUUGAAGCUGUAGAACGCUCAUGCUGGUCUGUAAAACCCCAUAACUGAAUCGCUGUGGGUGGGCAAGAAACCCAAUCUCCGACUCGUCGAGUCAUAGCGUUGUUACUUUGACCUUGUGGUGGUAUCCGUGUUUUGUUUCCACCUUCAGGGAGGAUAGGAAAUGAUGAUGAUGAUGAUGACUCUUUUGUUUGUGGUCUAAA